AUGGAGAAUCAAAGCCUCAAAGAUCUCUCACAGAUCCUCCCUCGUGUCCUUGUAGUCUCUAGACGCACCCUUCGCAAGAACAAAUUCGUUGAUUUCGUCGGUGAGUACCAUCUUGAUCUUAUAGUCGAGUAUGGCGCUGUACCGGUGAUUGUACCACGAGUGGCUGGCGUUCACAAAUUGUUAGAGAGUUUCAAGCCCAUCCAUGGGGUUCUUCUUUGUGAAGGAGAAGACAUUGACCCUUCUUUAUACGAGUCAGAAAUAUCGUCCCUUUCACCUGAAGAACUCGACGAGAUCCGGAAGACACAUGCGAGUGAUGCAACUAUCGACAAGGAAAAAGACUCUAUUGAGUUUGCACUCGCAAAGCUGUGCCUUGAACAAAGCAUUCCUUACUUGGGGAUUUGUAGAGGAUCACAGGUUUUGAAUGUUGCUUGUGGUGGGAGUCUAUAUCAAGAUUUGGAGAAAGAGGUGACAAGUAAUCUCCCUGAGGAACGUAGAAGAAAGCAUAUGGAUUAUGAUAACUAUGAUGGUCAUAGACAUGAGGUUAAGAUAGUAGAUAAGAGUCCUUUGCAUAAGUGGUUCAAAGAUUCAUUGGAUGAAGAGAAGAUGGAGAUCUUGGUUAACAGUUAUCACCACCAAGGGGUUAAGAGAUUGGCGCAGAGGUUCGAGCCAAUGGCUUUCUCUCCUGAUGGAUUGAUCGAAGGGUUUUAUGAUCCUGACAUGUAUAAUCCUAAAGAGGGAAAGUUCCUCAUUGGUUUACAGUUCCAUCCAGAGAGGAUGAGAAAGAAUGGUCUCGAUGAAUUUGAUCUCCCUGGUUGUCCUGUUGCUUAUCAGGAAUUUGUGAAGGCUGUGAUUUCAUAUCAAAAGAAGCUGAAUAGCUCAUUGUCAGUUCCAAAGAAAUUGGAACUCAAUCAAGAAAUGGAGAACAAAAGAAAGAUACUUCUCAGGAGCUUCUCACUUGCAAGGUCUAUGUACAUUAGAUCUUAUUCGAUGAAGAACCAACCAACAGAAUCAGGACUCGAAGUUGGAGCUGAGUUUCUUGAGUCAAAUACAGCUCUCAGUGUGGACCAAGAGAUGAACCUGAUGGGAGCGACGAUGAGGAACGGUACACAAAAGCUUAAGCUUGAUGAAGAGAAGCAGAGGAAGGCGAUGAACAUAAUGAAGGAGAUGAACGCCGAGCGACUCUCUGAGCUCAUUUCUUUCUAUCAACUGAUGGGGAAGAUCUCUAGUAAAGUGUUGGAGAGAAAGCUUCAUGCCUCCUCAGUCAACGACCUCAAUAUCACUUCUCAAUGA
This is a messenger RNA of Microthlaspi erraticum, 1290 nucleotides long. The record is from the annotation of a GenBank genome assembly. Lineage: Eukaryota; Viridiplantae; Streptophyta; Magnoliopsida; Brassicales; Brassicaceae.